AUGAAGUGGAAGCUGAGAACGGGCUCUGGACACACUAUUUUCCGAAAAGCAUGUUUCCAAUUAGUAUAUAGUAGAAGUAGAUUGUGGAAAUCUGGAUUGGUUCGAAUCACGGAAAACGGAUUAAUGGAGAUCAAGGUAUUCAAGGGAAAUCGCGCGGAUUUUUCGUUUUUCUUGAAAUCUGAUUCGAAUAUUGAAGGAGGUUAUAAAUUGUUGAGAUUUGUUAUGUAUUAG
This is a messenger RNA of Caenorhabditis angaria, 231 nucleotides long. The record is from the annotation of a GenBank genome assembly. NCBI's taxonomy places the organism in Eukaryota, Metazoa, Nematoda, Chromadorea, Rhabditida, Rhabditidae.